Molecule: messenger RNA, 555 nt
Organism: Prorocentrum cordatum
Lineage: Eukaryota; Dinophyceae; Prorocentrales; Prorocentraceae
Source: the annotation of a GenBank genome assembly
AUGGCGGAUCGCGGCAUGUCGCAGCGGACCGCCCAGUUCGAGCCGCGGGUCGAGAAGCAGGCCGAAGGUGGAGGUGGCGAUCGCAACUUGGGCGUUGACUUCUCGCGUGGCAGGCGAAUCGUGCGCAAGGUGCCCAAGGAGAAGCCGGCGCAGGGCGCUGUGCGCAAGGUCGCCAGGGCUGGCAUCGAGCCCAGCGUGACCUACGGCGUCACCGCCACUGGCUGCGCCACCAUGGAGCUGGACACGCUGCGGACGGAGUCGUUCAAGGCCCAGAGCUGGAGCCAGGUGCGCGGGCCCUUCACUGCGUCGCGGCUCACCCUCGAGCGGGUCGGUCGGCAGGUGGUCAACGCCACCACCUGGCGCACGCGCGAAGAUGUCGACAUCAAUGUCUUCGAGCUGGCCCCAUGGAUCGUCAGGCGUCUCCCGUUGCGUGCUGUGCAAGCAUGGCAGCGGCGUGAGGUCAGCGAGGGCACUGGGCUCGAGCACCUGGCCAACGGCGGCGUCUUCGAGCCCUUUAUUAAUAUGGCCGCCGCGGGCGCCGUCAGCCGCAACGGC